Messenger RNA from Ctenopharyngodon idella (grass carp), 4505 nucleotides. It is a transcript of the gene ddx28, whose product is annotated as DEAD (Asp-Glu-Ala-Asp) box polypeptide 28. The record is from RefSeq and is a predicted model, not a curated record. The transcript has a single exon. Gene Ontology annotation, cellular component: mitochondrion. Gene Ontology annotation, biological process: mitochondrial large ribosomal subunit assembly. Gene Ontology annotation, molecular function: ATP binding; RNA helicase activity; nucleic acid binding. Bases 400 to 2085 code for a protein of 561 amino acids. NCBI's taxonomy places the organism in Eukaryota, Metazoa, Chordata, Actinopteri, Cypriniformes, Xenocyprididae.
UCUAUGAUUUCAGUAUUUCUUAAUCCUUGUCCUAGUCUGUACUGUUCUAGAGUCUACAAUGUUUGAAACUGUUUUUGUUAGUGAUUUCUGUAAUUUCCUCAACAAGUCGCUUUGGAUAAAAUCGUCUGUUAAAUGAAUAAAUGUAAGAUAUUGCAGAAAUAGUAAGAAUAGUAUGCGGUUCAGAAUUCAAAAAUGGUAAUCUCACGUUUGAUCACAGGGGCUUUAAUUUUGGCAUUACGGGGUUUGUAAACGUCAUCAUUCAGUGCCCGGACGAACUAAGCAUGGGUUCAUGUGAGCUCCGUGUUUUACCGUAUUUGUCACAUAAAAAGAUUCUUCUCUGAUCCGUUUGUGUAUUAACAGGACAUACGACAUUCAUUUUCGUUUGUACUCGUAUCCACAAUGCAGGCAGUGAAGGUCGGACGCUGUGCCUUUCUCAUUUCCAAACUCUCGCAGGCAACACGCAGUUCGGAGCACGGCAGGGGACAGAGCGCGUGCAUUAGUGCGGGUCUACGUGAAAUGACAACCGCUAGCUCACAGCCGGUUGUGAUUCGCAUCCCGAGACGCAUGCAAGAACGCAUAGAGGACAUCAAACAGAUGCAAAGCAAGAAGUUUGACAGGCUGCCAACAGUCAAGCCUGGCAGAUUAUUGAUCAGGAGCAAGAACCCACAGCUAAACCAGUCUGUCGGCUAUACACUUGGGAAAUUUGAACAACCUGUUCUGACAUCAAAGGGAUGGAAGAGUAACAAAGCGUUAGGGGAUUACUUCUCCAUAAACAGCAUCCAGAGUGCCCCACCAUCCAUGCUCAAGCAGAAGGACCAGGGUAACGACACAGCUUCCGCCCCUAAAAAGACAUUUAAAUGCUUUAACAUUUGUUCAGAACUGGUCGAGGCUUUACACAGUCAGAAUGUUAUUCAUCCCACCACAGUGCAGAUGCAGACAAUUCCCAAAAUGCUAAAAGGAAAGAAUAUUCUCUGUGCUGCAGAGACAGGAAGUGGAAAAACACUUGCUUACCUCCUUCCCAUCAUCCACAGACUGCAGGCGGUCAGGCAGGAGGAGCCGUUCACAGACUCUGAGAGAAACAUUCGCGCUGUGGUCGUUGUUCCAUCACGGGAACUAGCAGAACAAGUGACAUCUGUAGCUCGAUCAAUCAGCCAACAGUUUGGAUUAGUGGUCAAAGUCGCAGGAGGCGGGAGAGGUGUGGGAAACAUCAAAGUGGCGUUCACUCAUGGUCAGCCGGAUGUUUUAGUGGCCACACCUGGCGCCCUGCUAAAGGCCCUCCGGAAGCAGUUCAUCAGCUUGAGUGAAUUAAACUUCCUAGUCAUCGAUGAAGCUGACACUAUGUUCGAUGUCAGUUUUGCAGGCUUGCUUGAGGAUAUUUUUUCGCAUGCCCAGGUGGCAUCCAGACUCUCGGAGACGGUUGGGCUUGAUCAUAAAGCUCAGUUGGUUGUGGUGGGAGCCACGUUUCCAGGUGGCGUAGGAGAGGUCCUCAGCAAGGUGACUGACCUAGCCAGCAUGGUGACCAUUAAAAGCCGGAUGCUACAUCAUCUCAUGCCGCAUGUAAAGCAGUCGUUUCUCAGGAUCAACGGUGCAGACAAGAUUCUAGAGCUUCAUCAAGCUCUAAAGAAGGCUGAACUGGAGCAUAAAGGCAUUCUGGUGUUCUGUAACUCUGCUUCCACUGUCAACUGGCUGGGCUAUUCGCUGGAGGAGAUGGGUGUUCAUCAUAUGAGGCUCCAGGGAGAGAUGCCUGCUACUAUGAGAGAGGGAAUUUUCAGGAACUUUCAAAAAGGGAGUGUUGAUGUUCUAAUAUGCACUGACAUAGCUUCAAGAGGUUUGGAUACACAGAGGGUUGGACUUGUCAUCAAUUAUGACUUCCCAGAGACCCACACAGAUUACAUCCACCGGGCAGGGCGCGUGGGGAGAGCAGGUGGCUUCGGGGGAGGGGAGGUGCUGAGCUUCGUUACUCACCCGUGGGAUGUGGAACUUGUGCAGAGAAUAGAGACAGCAGCAAGGAGGAGAACAUCUUUACCAGGGAUGGAGACAGAAAUUCAGAAACCCAGCAACAAAAUUGAUGUUAAAGAAAUGUAGAAAAAAAAAAAAAACUGAUUAAAGUGUGAUCUACAAAUCAGCCUUAUAAAAAGGACAUUUUUAUUUGUUGUUUUGAACCUUUAAAAUAAACAUUUUAAAAGAAUGUUUUGUCCUAAAGCUUAUGUUCACAUUUGUUUUAGACAUUUUAAUGGGAUAGUUCACCCUAAAAGAAAACUCGGAGAACUGAGAACACAAAAGAUCUAUUUUUUUUUUUUUUUUUUUCAAAAUAAGUUGUGUCCAAUAUGUGACCAUAGACCACAAAACCAGUCAUAAGGGUCAAUUUUUUUUAAAAUUGAGAUAAAUUUAUACAUCAGCUGAAUAAAUAAGCUUUCCAAUGAUGUAUGGUUUGUUGGGAUAGGGAGAUAUUUGGCUGAGAUACAACUAUUUGAAAAUCGGGAAUCUGAGGGUGCAAAAAAAUCAAAAUAUUGAGAAAAUCACCUUUAAAGUUGUCCAAAUGAAGACCUUAGCAAUGCAUAUCCACUCACAAAAAUACAUUUUUGAUAUAUUUACGGUAGGAAAUUUACAAAAUAUCUUCAUGGAGCAUGAUCUUUACUUAAUAUCCUAAUGAUUUUUGGCAUAAAAGAAAUUUAAUAAUUUUGACCCUUACAAUGUAUUGCAUACAAUUUGUAGCUAUACAUACAAUUUGUAGCUAUUGCUACAAAUAUACCCGUUCAACUUAUGACUGGUUUUGUGGUCCAGGGUCACAUAUUAUUUUGACUCCCAUUGUCUUUCAUUUUAUUCACAAAAACAGUUCUUCAAAAUAUAUCUUCUUAAGCGUUUUGGCCAAGAAAGAACAUCAUAUAGGUUUGGAAUUAAUUGGUUCUUUGCGUAUUUGUUGUUUUCAACCUUUAAAGCACUAAACAUUUAAGAACAUUUUGGCAUAAACCUUAUGCACACAUUUGUGUUAGACAUCUUAAGGGCUAUUUCACCCAAAAAUCAAAAUUUAAGUCAUGUCUGAAAGCAUAUACUCUUAGUAGGAAAAAGUAAUUCCUUAGGUUGAACACCAGAACGCCUUUAUGCUCUAGUUUCGCCUUACUUUGCGACUGUUAAAAAUGUUUUAUAUAGUAUGUCUGUAGUAUGAAUGUAUUUCAGAUUCUAUUCCUCAUGUUGUUGCUGUCUUGUGCCCUACAGUCUCGGUUGCAUCGCUUAACUCGCUUCAUUGCUAUUCAUUAUGCUAUUCACUGCUAUUCCUCUCCUGUGACCUCAUGGGAUAGUAAAGUGUCCAUCAGAUGCUCACUUCAGAAUCGCGCCAGAAAUAGUAGGUCAUCUGGGAACUUUUCGCCAACUUUUUUAUGGAUAUUGUGAAUUUAGACUCUUUUCACAUACUAUUUUUUGGAUGUAUGCAAUUUUAGAUGCAGCCUUAUACCCUCAUGUUAUUCCAAACCUGUAUGACCGUCUUGCUUCUGUGGAACAAAAGAUAUUCUGAAUUAUUUAUUUUUUUUCUCUCUCCAUACAAUGAAAAUCAGCUGGGUUCAGUGUUAUUUUGGAUCCCAUUGACUUUCAUUUUAUGCACAAGAGAACAAUAUGUGGUCUGCAGAACAAAGAAAGUAAAUGUUAAGUAAAUGUUUCUUUGUGUAUUUGUUGUAUUGAACCUUAAACAUUUAUGAACAUUUUGGCCUAAUGCUUUGUUACAUUUCUGUGUUAGACUGAAUGUUUUUUGUUUUUUUCAUUUGAAAAUGUUUGCAGUGAACCUCCCACCAUUAUGUGUGGGCUUUUAGACCAUGACAUUAUGUGAGGUAUUUGACACGGAACAAUAAAUUGAAUAACUAAUAGCCUAAUUUAAAGAAGGUGCAAGUUGUUCUAAGACAAAAACACAUUUAAAGGGCAAAGUUAUAUGUAUUCCUGUUUUAUAUGAUGUGAUUUUUGCUUUUUUUUGUUGUUGUUUCAGUGCUGCUAAUGGCCAUCUUUUGCUUAAUGGGAAUGAAUGUGAUAGAAAGGUCUGAAAGUCAGGCUGCAUGCUUCACUGCCAACUGUUUAUUAUCACGGCACAACAGGAAGGUUGCCAUGAGAUAAAUUUGAACUUUGCAGCAGUGUUAUUGAGAAGAGGGUCCUUCGUAACAUUGAUUAGAAAAGACAUAAACAGGGAGCUGUGAGCUGCCUUGAUGGGCUCAUUUAGAAGAAAAAGCAACCUGGCUAAGCAGAACUACUCUCUUAUGAAGUAAAUAUACACUUGGGUAUUUUUUUUUCCAAGUCCAUUUUGUGAGUUUUAUGCUUUAUCUAGUGUAUAAAGGACAGACAAACCAUCAUGCAUACCAUGCCCUUGACAUGCAUUUGGACAGUGGCUCUUAAUGUUAUUGACUUUGUAGGUUACAGCAAUGUUUUGGCUUUGAAAUGCAACAAAGACUUUUGGGUUAAUGUGUGCACUCCAUUUAAAGGUUCAUCAGAAAGUGUUGAAUAAAAAAAAGAGGAUGUUUAGGCUA